This is a messenger RNA of Tuber melanosporum (Perigord truffle), 708 nucleotides long. RefSeq lists its product as uncharacterized. The coding region runs from base 1 to 213 and encodes 70 amino acids. The record is from RefSeq and is a predicted model, not a curated record. NCBI's taxonomy places the organism in Eukaryota, Fungi, Ascomycota, Pezizomycetes, Pezizales, Tuberaceae. The transcript is spliced from 2 exons.
AUGUGCCGUACUACGCGGGCCGACGUCGUGCGGUCCGUCAGUUCGGGGCACGAGGUUAAAGUAGGUCCUCCAGGAACUCCUUCAUAUCCCAACAACGGUCUCUACCGCCAUUCUUUGAUCCACAUAGCAACUACGACACCACGGUCGAGGUGUUCCCCACAAUAUCGUCCUUAUCCCUACUUCCACACGACCCCCUUCCCUUCCCCUUACUAGGGCAUGUCCUCAACCGUCUCGCAUCUCCCCGCAACCUAUACCAACCUCCCAAGGCUUCCGGUCCCCCCAAACCGACACGCCUGGAGACUCUCAACUCGACCCCACGUCACACCUGCUAACAAUGUAAGCCGAAGGUAAGUUCACGGCAUAAUUAAGUGGAUAUCUGACAUGGAGCAAGCACUAGGGAAAUUAUGCACAAAGUAGAGGUAAUAAAAUACUGAUAGCUGGUUGGAGUGUGAGACCGAAUGCGGGAGGAAAGGGUGGGUAUAUAUAUGCUAUCGCAAUCCACAUUGUAGCAGGGGGGGGGGGUUGUAGAAGAUUCUGGAAGGGGUGCGAGAGGACUGGGAGAGAAGUGGUGUGAUGGGGGGGUUUCUAGGGAGAAUAUAUCCCGCGGAAGCACACGAGGAAACACUUGAUAUCCUAAGUAUCCAUGCCGGUGUACUAGCUCAUACGAGUAAAACUGGCACCGAUGAAUUCUACACAAAAUUUCAAGUA